Hibiscus syriacus is the source of this 992-nucleotide messenger RNA. RefSeq names its product probable RNA-binding protein ARP1. The record is from RefSeq and is a predicted model, not a curated record. Lineage: Eukaryota; Viridiplantae; Streptophyta; Magnoliopsida; Malvales; Malvaceae. Gene Ontology annotation, molecular function: RNA binding. The transcript has 6 exons. Bases 180 to 875 code for a protein of 231 amino acids.
UUCAUUUUUCCACCUUAAAUCACACACACACCACCAAACACACACUUCUCAUUCACUCCAAAUCUAGAAAUUACCCAUCACAUCCUUCAGAUCUACAUUCUCUUCUUCUUGUUCUUAUUCAGGUUUUUGAAACCAAAGAUCAAAGUUGCUCUUCCUUUCAUAAUUUUCAGAGAGAAAAAAUGAGUGGGCAAUUCGGUGAUACCACUUUCACAAAGGUGUUCGUUGGAGGGCUGGCUUGGGAAACCCAGAAAGAUACGAUGAAGAAGUACUUUGAGCAAUUCGGCGAUAUCUUGGAGGCCGUCGUCAUCACCGAUAAGGCCACUGGCAGAUCUAAAGGCUAUGGAUUUGUGACGUUUCGUGAACCGGAAGCAGCCACGAGAGCUUGCUUUGAUGCUGCCCCGGUGAUCGACGGGAGAAGGGCUAACUGCAAUCUGGGUUGUUUGGGUGUUCAAAGAUCCAAACCUUCUACUCCAAAGCAUGGAGGAAGGAAUUGGAGGGGAAUGAAAUGUGUGCCGAAAGCAACAGCGUUUUCUUCGGCAGCAACCUUCCCACCUCAUUAUUAUGCCAUCCAACCUGGAUUUCCUUUUAAUCUCUAUGGCUACUCGCCUGAUUACUCUAAUUACCCCACGAGCUACUACAAUGUGUACGGAGGGACCACCGGCCAGUAUCCGGUGUAUGGAGGUGGCAUGAUGACUGGCACCGGAGCAGCAUUCUACCCCUAUCUUUUCGGAGAAGGAAUGGCCGGCGCUGUCUGUCCUUCCGGCCAAGGAUACGGUAUCCAUUUCCCACAUCACCUCUUUCACUGCUCAACCGGGAGCUAUCCACAGCACUUCGGUGCACCGGUGGCUCUUGCACCUACUCCACCCUUGCAAUAAGGUGUGACAAUGGCUCUUCAUCCUAGAAGAUUCAUUCCAAGCUGUUCUAAAGUCUCAACCUUGGGCCUAACCAUGGUUUUCCUUUUCUCCCUCUAUUUCUAUCUAACUCCAAUCACC